AUGGAGAGCAGGCCACCUGGAGAGCAGGACAACUGGAGAGCAAGCCAAUUGCAGAGCAGGCCAACUGGAGAGCAAGCCAACUGGAUAGCAGGCCAACUGGAGAGCAAGCCAACUGGAAAGCAGGCCAGCUUGGGAGCAAGUCAACUGCAGAACAGUCCAACUGGAGAGCAGGCGAACUGGACAGCAGGCCAAGUGGGGAGCAAGCCAACUGUAGAGCAGCCCAACUGGAGAGCAAGAACUGGAGAGGAGGCCAACUGGAGAGCAGGCCAGCUGGAGAGCAGACCAGCUGGAGAGCAGGCCAACAUGAAAGCAGGCCAACUGGGGAGCAAGCCAAAUGGAGAGCAAGUCAACUGGAUAGCAGGCCAACUGGAGAGCAAGCCAACUGGAGAGCAGUCAAGCUUGGGAGCAAGCCAACUGGAGAGCAGUCCAACUGGAGAGCAGACGAACUGGAGAGCAGGCCAACUGGAGAGCAGGCCACCUGGGGAGCAAGCCAACUGUAGAGCAGGCCAACUGGAGAGCAAGCUAACUGGAGAGCAGGUCAACUGGAGAGCAGGCCAACAGGAGAGCCUGCCAACUGCAGAGCAGGCCAGCUGGGGAGCAAGCCAACUGGAGAGCAGGCCAACUGGGGUGCAGGCCAGCUGGGGAGCAGGCCAACCGGAGGGCAAGCCAACUGGAGAGCAGGCCAACUGUGUACCUUGA
This is a messenger RNA of Octopus sinensis (East Asian common octopus), 699 nucleotides long. RefSeq lists its product as uncharacterized. Bases 1 to 699 code for a protein of 232 amino acids. The record is from RefSeq and is a predicted model, not a curated record. NCBI's taxonomy places the organism in Eukaryota, Metazoa, Mollusca, Cephalopoda, Octopoda, Octopodidae. The transcript has a single exon.